UGAUCACAUUAUAUAUAAUGAAAUAUCUUGACAAAUGAUCAAUUCAAAAUGGAGGAUAAAUGGCCUAAGUUUCACCCGCUACAUUUUAAAUUUUGGCUCAAUAAGAAGUGCUGAACAGAAAAAAACCCAAAACAAUUUCCACUUAGUGUUUACAUUUAUUUCUAUCUUACAUGUAAUUCAAACACCACAAAUGUUUUCCCCUACAUGUUUGAUGGGAUGAUGAGCGUGUGCUCAGUCAAAGUCAUUGAUCUCAGCAUCAGGCAGCAGAUCUGGUCUCUACAGGGUCACCACUUUCCCAGAUCCACACAGAGCUCUGUGAGUCUCUCUCCAUCACCCCCCCAGUCCUCCACCUGUUCCCCUGAGAUCUAACCAUUGUCCCCCAGGCAUUAACAGCAUUCAGCAUGUUAUAUCCUCUUUUGUCUCACCAAGCUUUCUGAUUGGAUGAGACUGUGAGAAACUUCAGUCAGACCAAGACCCACACAUUCAUAUGGAGAUGUGGGACUAUAAGUAGGAGGGAUGAAACCAGCAGAGAUCAGAUUCUCUCUACAGAGACCUCUACAGCACAAAGAUCCAGCUAUGGCACCUACAAUCACUGCAGCAAUGACCAACUCUCAGGACCAUCUGACUCUGACCCACAAGCUCAGAAAACCUCUGGUGGAGAAGUUACGCAGAGAGCGAAUCAACAGCAGCAUUGAGCAGCUCAAGUCUCUCCUGGGUCCAGAGUUCCUCAAACAGCAGCCAGACUCCAAGCUGGAGAAAGCAGACAUCCUGGAGAUGACAGUUUGCUUCCUGACACAGCUGCAGCAGCAGAAUCAACAGCAAGGAAGACUGCUGAACCACUUCAACAAGCGGCAGUCUUCCUCUGAUAAGAACCUGAGAGAGGCUGACUUCUCUCCUCUGAGCUCCACAGUCCAAACCAGCAUCACCAAAGAGAAGAGUCCAGUCAACAGCGCCCUCUGGAGGCCGUGGUAGACUCAUACAGACUGGAGACACUACCAGACAAACUGAGAUGACCAUGUUGGUCAAAGAUU
Molecule: messenger RNA, 1031 nt
Organism: Thunnus maccoyii (southern bluefin tuna)
Lineage: Eukaryota; Metazoa; Chordata; Actinopteri; Scombriformes; Scombridae
Product: transcription factor HES-5-like
Exons: 2
Coding region: 517-972 (151 amino acids)
Biological process (GO): anterior/posterior pattern specification; regulation of neurogenesis; regulation of transcription by RNA polymerase II
Cellular component (GO): nucleus
Molecular function (GO): RNA polymerase II cis-regulatory region sequence-specific DNA binding; DNA-binding transcription factor activity, RNA polymerase II-specific; protein dimerization activity
Source: RefSeq, a predicted model, not a curated record